This is a messenger RNA of Oryzias melastigma (Indian medaka), 2339 nucleotides long. Its product is annotated as claudin-10. The transcript has 5 exons. The record is from RefSeq and is a predicted model, not a curated record. Gene Ontology annotation, cellular component: bicellular tight junction; plasma membrane. Gene Ontology annotation, biological process: bicellular tight junction assembly; cell adhesion. Gene Ontology annotation, molecular function: structural molecule activity. NCBI's taxonomy places the organism in Eukaryota, Metazoa, Chordata, Actinopteri, Beloniformes, Adrianichthyidae. The coding region runs from base 1335 to 2048 and encodes 237 amino acids.
UGCAUUGACAAUUGAUAGUGAUGGGGUGCACUGUGAGAACAUUUGAUUAAAUAAUGGUACCAUUUUUGCUAAAGGCCUGGGCAUUCUUCAUUACAUGGCUAAGGCAACAAUGUAGAAUGGGGAGUCUACAUGCAACAUCCGUGGCUUGAUCAAUUACUAUCCCGUAGUACUCUGUGUUCAAUUGUGAAAGAUAAGUCCACACAGGUUAUAUACAAUUGCUUGUAUAAGUACUAGAUCCAUUGCAUAUUAACAUAACGGGACAAUUUUGUAUGUUGGGUCCAUAUGAAGUGCAAUCUGUCAUGAAAGAAUGUAGGAAAAACAAGAGGGAGGAAGUGUUGUGCUAACAGGUCACAAAUGUGGCUACAAAAACAGGGGGGGAGCAUCCCUUCUGUGGAAUGUGGACUAUCAUUUCAUAAUAUGGUCCACCCUUGUCUCCCCUUGUUUCACCAUCUUGAAACAAACUUUUAGUUUUCAUUCUUAUGAAAUAUGUUAUCUGCAACACUAGCAGGGGGUGCAAUGACCUGAAACAAGUGUGGGUCUUUAUGCAAGACUUUUCUGCCUACUACCUAACUCUGGCCACAAAGGGGUCUGGGUCUCACUGUGCCUGUCCUCAGCCUGGAUAAAGUGAAGGGUUGUGGCAUCCGGCAUAAAACUGUCCGCCCGACCAAUUGUGUGAAUCAGUGAAUGCUGAUUCACUGUCCAAAAAAGAUGAAUAUUUCUGAAUUGAUACUGCAAAAAUUAAAUUUUUUUUUGGCUGCUUCAAUGUUAUCUUGCUUCAUAUUUUCAAGCAUUUUUUCAACAAGAACUUCUUCUGAGAGGAUACACAUUUUUAAAAACCAUAGCUAUUUUUAACCCUAAAUUCUCUAAAGUUUAGCAAAAAAAAAAAAAAAAAAAAAAGCCCUCACAUGUUCACAUGGAAGCUGGCAAUCAUUUGUCUUCAGUUGCUCUAUGCUGUGAACUAAAAUAGAUGAACGAGUUGCUGGACCUUGUCACCUGUUUUUCUCCUGUUGAAACGAUUAAUGAUUACACUUUUAUUAUUUCUGAUGUUAAUAUGAUACCUGACGAUCUAAAGACUGAAACGUGAGCGCACAGAAAGGCUCUUCUGUCAUCCUGGAAUUCCAAACUUAAUGUCUAACUCCUCUUACUCCGGCGUUCUUUACUGUUUCACUCAGACUCCGGUCCAUCCCUGCACCUUCCACAGACACUGGAACAUGUCCUGCCUGUUAAUCAUCCCAGGGAAACACAUGUCCGCAGUGUAAUGUAGUGUCCUGAGGACAUUUGAUUUCUUCUGACUUUUUGAUCUAAAGUCUGUCAACUUUUUCUGAAAGGAUCAAAUGGCAGGUUUGCAGAUUGUGGCUUUCGUCAGUGGUCUGGUUGGGCUGGGCGCCACUAUUGGUGCUACAGUAUCCAAUGAAUGGAGGGCCACCAGCCGGUCGUCCUCAGUCAUCACGGCAACAUGGGUGCUGCAGGGUCUUUGGAACAACUGUGCGGGGAACGCCAUUGGAGCCCUGCACUGCAGACCUCAUCACACUAUCUUUGGGGUGGAUGACUACAUCCAAGCGUGCAGAGGAUUGAUGAUCGCAGCCGUCUGCUUUGGGUUUUUCGGGUGUGUGUUUGCACUUGUGGGGAUGAAAUGUACGAAGAUUGGAGGAAGUGACCAAAGCAAAGCCAAAAUCGCUUGUUUCGCUGGGGUCUGUUUUGUUCUUGGAGGCCUCUGCUCCAUUUCUGCAUGCUCCCUAUACGCUCACCGCAUAACAUCAGAGUUUUUCAACCCAUUCAUUAUAGAUCAAAAAUACGAGCUGGGGGCUGCUCUCUUCAUAGGCUGGGCGGGGGGCGUCCUGUGUAUUCUGGGAGGCUCCGUUCUCUGCUUCUCCAUCGCAGAAUCGUUUUCCAAAAGCCACAAUCAGGUGAACGGCGUCUACAAAGGAGCGGCCUCUCAUUCCCACAUCACCUCCAUCACAAGAGCACAAGCGGCAAACCCGAGGCCGUCUGCAGCCAACAGCAAUGCCUCCAGGGCGCAGUAUUUUGAUAAAAACGCCUAUGUGUGAACCUGGGGAAAUAAACCAUUACUAGUACAAAUAAAAAGCUACAAAAAGUGGAAGAAAUGCAGCAAACCGACAUAAUUUACUGUUUCUGAUUUGCAGCGCAUUGAUUGAUCGAUCUUUGGUAUUAAGUGUCUUUUUUAUGAUGUGAACUUGUGUUUUCUAGAUUUUAAUCUUUCAGCUAAGUUUUGUGCUUUUCUUUUAUUGUUCAAACAGAUUUUCUUUUUUUUAGUUAUAGGUUUAAGAAAUUGUGACUGUUGUAGAACCUUCAAGUGGAAUAAAGUUUAAAAAAUGGAA